AUGUCGGUAGCCGUAGGCACUUCGACGCAAUCGUUUGAGUGUUCAGAGUGCGGUAACCGCUUCGGCCGUUCCGAGCACCUCGAACGCCAUAUCCUUUCCCAUGGCAAGCAACGUCCUUUCGAAUGCAUAUUCUGUCGGCAUUCUUUCAAACGAAGAGACGUUCUCAAGCGGCACUGGCAAACCUGCAAGCUCCGCUUGGAGCAAGACCAGGAAAUUCCGCGGCUGGUCCCCAAAAUCAAAGGCAAGAAACGGAAGGCGUGUGACAGAUGUGCGCGGCUCAAGAAAGCCUGUUCUCUUGGAUACCCGUGCGAAAGCUGCCGCGAGAAGAUGGUUGCAUGCACCUUCAACCCGGUUGCCCGCGGUUCCGCAAACUACGAAGAGGAUGAUACUGGCGCCGUCUCAAGCAACUGCGGAAAUUCUUCAAGCGACAAUGGGCAGCGGGAAGAGCAACAUGGUGGACAAAUUGAUAACCCGUUUGAGAUGGACGAACUGAACGCUGGAUUUGGCUCCGAGUCGCUUUCGUGGGAAGCCGAGGAGACGGAGGGAAACGAGGGCGGUUCUCAGCUCCUUCACAGCCCAGCCGUCCAUGUUUGGACGAGUCUUCGCCCAGCCAGUCCAUCCGAUUUUGACAUAAUCACUUUGAAUCGUUUUCCAUUCUUGAGCAAGUUUACAAAGGGAAACGGGUUUCUGGAUUCCUUCGAGUGUGGGUCACACAACGAGCGGCAGGCCAUUGCCAGGGAAGCCUCUGAGCGGCUGGGAUUGGAUCCAUUCGAGACGAAUAGCACUGGCGAACUAUUAGACGUCUCCUCGCGAGGUGCAUCCUCCUCGUCAGUGUGGAUUUCUGACGAAUUGGCGCUGAAAACAUGCGAGAUUGUGGACCAGAUCAAGGCCAUCACAUGGAACAAACCAAGAGGAAGCAAGAUAACAAUCAGCUGGUCACCUUUGUUGGAGCAAAUGUGCUUCGACUUUUUCUCUCCGCCAAACUUACGAAAGUUCCUCGAGCUCUUCUGGUCGUCCUGGUAUCCAAACAGUCCCAUCAUCCACCGACCAACUUUCAAUGAUGCUCAAUGUCCCUGUUCGCUACUCCUAUCAAUGGUAUUGAUUGGGGCCUGCAUGUCGCCGGACAGCCGAGAUCAUGCUGGUGCAAACAUUUGGUUCAACAGUCUGGAAGAGAUGAUAUUCAGCUGCGACGAACUCUUCAGCGAGGCGGAUCCAGGCGACAAUUGGCUGGAAAGGCCUGCGGUGAGGCGGAGGUUUGAGCUUUUACAAGCGGCGUACUUUGUCUGCUUGCUUCAGAAUUGGGAGGGGUCUGAGGAGAGCAAACGAAGAAUACGGCGGCACCGAUACAGCACCGUCAUUGCGUUCGCCAGAGAUUUUGGAAUGUCAAACGCAACGCUGCGGCAUCUCCACGUUGGGGACAUCUCCACAUUCAGCUGGGAGAGUUUCGUCUUGCAGGAGUCCCUGAUAAGAACCUUUAUCUACAUUUUCCUUCUCGACUCAGCUUUUGUGAUCUUCAACAAUUCACCUCCCCGGCUCGUGGUGCCUGAAUUGAAGAUGGACCUUGCUUGCCCGGAGCCUUGCUUCCAAGCUACAUCUUCUGAGGAAUGCUUCAUCCAGUUACAUUCUUGGAAUGCCGUUCGAGCUUCAGGGCAACGAUUGGAUGUAUCCCUGGCGGUUGAGAUUAUAUGUCAAGGGCAAAUCUCCGACGAGGAUCAGGCCGUGUUCUCUGCGCUGAGCAUACUCAACAUGUUCACGAUAGUGACUGCGCUACACUCGCUCGCCUUUCAUAUCAAGAAUUCCCUUGUAUCACCUACAUGUUCCCGAUCCAUGCGGGGAUUGCCGAUCCAUACGGGGAUUGCCAACUGGAAACGAUUCUGGCUUGCAAACCGAACCACAAACACGCCCAGCGACAAUGGUCCGGAUAUUCUAGCAAACAUGUGGUUACGCCCUGGAUUUAUUCGACAUGCUACGGAGUUUUGGCUCCUGGUCAAAGCUACUGUAGCCCACCUGCACGGUUCUCCACGCAACUCCACCGAAGACCAAGUCGUCGCCGGCAGCAGCGAAAUCGAGACACCAGCCGGGCUUCCAAUCAAAUAUGAUUCAGACAUGAGCGAAAUUCAUAGCAUCAUCACGUCACUGCAAAGGAUCAGCCUAUUACAUCUAUGAAAGCUCUUGAGAACCUCUCGGCACUGGCCCUGUCUAUACGUUUCUGAGUACAAAUCAUUCCAAUCAGGAUCAUGGCAGAACCAAUGCUUCAGCAGCGGUUAGCACGU
Messenger RNA from Trematosphaeria pertusa, 2273 nucleotides. RefSeq lists its product as uncharacterized. The record is from RefSeq and is a predicted model, not a curated record. Gene Ontology annotation, cellular component: chromatin. NCBI's taxonomy places the organism in Eukaryota, Fungi, Ascomycota, Dothideomycetes, Pleosporales, Trematosphaeriaceae. The transcript is spliced from 7 exons. The coding region runs from base 1 to 2166 and encodes 721 amino acids. Gene Ontology annotation, biological process: DNA-templated transcription; regulation of transcription by RNA polymerase II. Gene Ontology annotation, molecular function: DNA-binding transcription factor activity, RNA polymerase II-specific; RNA polymerase II cis-regulatory region sequence-specific DNA binding; zinc ion binding.